Chelmon rostratus (copperband butterflyfish) is the source of this 2712-nucleotide messenger RNA. It is a transcript of the gene galnt11, whose product is annotated as UDP-N-acetyl-alpha-D-galactosamine:polypeptide N-acetylgalactosaminyltransferase 11 (GalNAc-T11). Bases 265 to 2025 code for a protein of 586 amino acids. The transcript has 12 exons. Gene Ontology annotation, cellular component: Golgi apparatus. The record is from RefSeq and is a predicted model, not a curated record. Gene Ontology annotation, biological process: regulation of Notch signaling pathway. Gene Ontology annotation, molecular function: Notch binding. Lineage: Eukaryota; Metazoa; Chordata; Actinopteri; Chaetodontiformes; Chaetodontidae.
GUCUUGAUGUUUCUGUGGGGAAACUUGCUGCAGACACGGAGGCUUUCUGUGUGAACACCAUGGCGGUGUGAAGGAAAAGCAGCCCGGUGAUCUGCCUCUGCAGCUCCAGUCAGAGCUCCGCUGGAAAUCCUGCUCAUUUUAAUCAGCGCGGCUAACCGACCUGUAACCCGACGGCAGGUUCAACCCGCUGGCCCGAGUGACCUGAGCAAACCGCUACAGGCUAAUGAACCCAGUGUAAUGUAAGGCGAUGCUCGCUCGGCCACCAUGGCCAGUGUCACGCUGAGGUACUUCUGUUAUGGCUGCCUCGUCACCUCGGCGACCUGGUCCGUCCUCCUCUUCCUCUACUUCACUCUGGGGGCGGAGCCUGGCCAAGGUAGGACCCCCCUGCAGCACCGCAACCAGCCAAUCACCAAGGGCCUGGUCGUCCGGAGGGCGGGGCAUCGGCUUUCGCCGGCCAAUAAGGGAGUGGAGCUGUCGCCAGAGAUGGGGAUGAUCUUCAAUGAAGCAGAUCAGGAAGUGAGGGACACCGGUUACCAUAGACACGCCUUCAACGUCCUCAUCUCCACCAGACUGGGAUACCACAGAGAGCUGCCUGACACCAGAGACUCCCAGUGUCGGGAUAAGGUGUACCCUCUGGUUCUACCUUCUGCCAGCGUCGUGAUCUGUUUCUUCAAUGAGGCGUUCUCCGCCCUGCUCAGGACCGUCCACAGUGUGCUGGAUCGAACGCCGGCCUAUCUGCUGCAUGAGAUCAUCCUGGUGGACGACCACAGUGAGCUCGAGGAGCUGAAGGACGACUUGGAUCGGUAUGUCAGGGAGGAGUUAGAGGGGAAGGUCAAACUGGUGAGGAACCAGAAAAGGGAAGGACUCAUUAGAGGACGCAUGAUUGGAGCGUCACAUGCUACUGGUGAGGUGCUGGUCUUCCUGGACAGUCACUGCGAGGUGAACCAGGCGUGGCUGCAGCCUCUGCUGGCUCCCAUCCAGAAGGACCGGCACACCGUCGUCUGCCCCGUCAUCGACAUCAUCUCAGCCGACACCCUGUCCUACUCACCCUCACCCAUCGUCAGGGGCGGCUUCAACUGGGGGCUGCACUUCAAGUGGGACCCUGUCCCUCCCUCUGAGCUCAACGGCCUUGAGGGAAACACCGGACCAAUCAGGUCUCCCACCAUGGCAGGCGGUCUGUUUGCUAUGAACAGAAAGUAUUUUAAUGAGCUCGGCCAAUACGACGCCGGCAUGGACAUCUGGGGUGGGGAGAACCUGGAGAUCUCCUUCAGGAUCUGGAUGUGUGGUGGUCAGCUGCUCAUCAUCCCCUGCUCCAGAGUCGGUCACAUCUUCAGGAAGAGGAGGCCCUACGGCUCUCCGGGGGGGCAGGACACCAUGGCCCACAACUCCCUGCGGCUAGCGCACGUAUGGAUGGACGAGUACAAGGAGCAGUAUCUGUCCCUGCGUCCAGAGCUACAUGACCGCAGUUUUGGUGACAUCAGCGAGCGCGUGGCGUUGAGGAAGCAGCUGCAGUGUCGGUCGUUUCGCUGGUACCUGGACACGGUGUACCCUGAGAUGCAGACUGUCGCCAACGGCAACAAGCAACAGCAGCAGCAGCCACUUUUCAUCAACAAGGGCUUGAGACGCCCCAAAGUCCUGCAGAGAGGACGGCUUCGUAACCUAGCAACCGGCCGCUGCCUGGUGGCCCAGGGCCGAGCCAGUCAGAAGGGGGGGGUCGUUGUGUUGCGACCGUGUGACCCCCGAGACCCCGAACAGGACUGGGCCUAUGAUGAGGAGGGUCAGCUGGUCCUGGCAGGUCUGCUGUGUCUGGAUGUGUCAGAGGUCAGGACCUUUGACCCACCCAGACUGAUGAAGUGUCAUGGCUCGGGGGGGUCGCAGCAGUGGAGCCUGGGGAAGUCUAACCGGCUCUAUCAGGUCUCGGUGGGUCAGUGUCUCUCCGUCGCUCAGCCAAUCGGGCCCAAGGGUUACGUCUCCAUGGCAAUAUGUGACACCUCACAGGUGCAGCAGUGGCAGCUGGAGGCCUGAGGAGCACGAAGUCAUGUGACGACGGACAGGCAGAUGUUUUCGGUCCAGUUUUAAAGACAAUCAGGUUUAAUUGAGAGGAGUCUUUAAAUGUUCGUCUUCACUUUGUGUUUUUACUGUUUUAGUUUUUCUCAGGACGACUUUUAUUAACCAGCAGCUUUUAUUUGGGUUCUGUGUAUUUAAAAUAUCAGUUUCAGUUUUCAAAUGGUCCCAGUUCGACUUCCAGGAAAGACUGGAAAUGCUAACGGGACUGGGUGGAGACUGUCCUGGAAUAUCCUGGAAUAGUUUGAAUUUUUGAGAGAGGGAUUCCAGAAACCAACAGGAGGAGUUUUUAAUUUCAUCACGGUUAUUUUCAGGUUUCCAGGUCAGACCUUGAAAGUCUUGUAAUGGGCUGGAAAGUCCUGGAGUUAACACUGUGAACUCAAAGAGGAGCAACACGUUCACUUUGUGUUCUCGGACGAUGACACCUGAUGCUGGUUUUUAUUUCAGUAAAGCCUGAUUUCUCUCCAUGUUUCUCUUCUCCAAACUGAUCCGUGAAAGUGAGAACACGGAGCCUCAUCGAUGAGCCCGUCAGACUGAUCGCAGUGACUUCACCUGACGACGUGUGACACACCUGUGUGAAGUCAGCUGACAUCAUGAACAAACAGAGUUUUAAAGUUUUCUUGUUUCAUCUUCAAUAAAUUGUCAACA